Tetrahymena thermophila SB210 is the source of this 1161-nucleotide messenger RNA. RefSeq lists its product as hypothetical. Lineage: Eukaryota; Ciliophora; Oligohymenophorea; Hymenostomatida; Tetrahymenidae. The record is from RefSeq and is a predicted model, not a curated record. The transcript has 3 exons.
AUGUUUUAGGCUAUUAAAAGCAUAGAAUUAUAAACUAAGAGCUUGUUCUGCUAACUUUAAAAUGGCUUCAAGAGAACAAGUGCAUCCUAGAAGUUAAGAUAAAAAAUUAAAUAUCGUUCAAGCCGCCCUGAUAAAUUUAAAUUAGUUAGUAAACUCGGAAAAUUUGAUUUCACAAAGCCAAAUCUUAGUUUCCCUGUUAGCAUCCCUCUCAAAUUAAGCUAUGUUUAUCAACCCGCAAAGCAUACUCCUAAUUUGCCUACUCAUGAUUUUUUAAAUUUUAAAACUAUGACAGGAAACGAAAUUUUGUUAAAUCUUGAAAAUUAUGAAAAUUUGAGACCAUCUGAAAUUUGCGGUGCAUUAAUCGAACUUUCCAAAAGAGAAGGACAUGAAGAAAUCAAUUGGAACGAACAUGAAUGGGUUGCAGCAACAACUGAGCAUGUUACCAAAAUGAUGCCUACUUAUACUCCUAGUGUAGUUUGCUAUUUAAUGGUUGCUUUCUAAAGAUUGAGAAUCACACACGAAAAGUUAUGGAAAAAUCUCACAUUUGCUAUUGAAAAGACCAUUCAUAAAUUUAAUGCUAAAUCUUUCGCUUACACUUAUAUUGCUUACUUAGAAGACACUAGCAGAAGUUCUGAAGAAUUCCGUAAGAAACUCGUUGAAUUGUUACCAAUUCACUUACAUUAAAUGAAUCCCAACUAAUUAACUAGAUGCUUCGAAUUAACUUUCGAAAGAGGUUACAUGAACGAGUAUCUUUUCGAAUAACAUUUCCAUGUUUUAUAUUGGAGAAGAAACGUCUGGUUCGGAGUCAAUAACAUUAUUAAAGUUCUUGAAAUCUAUCCUAAACUCAAUUUUGUUGAUGAUUGCGAUUUCUUUGAAGGUGCUAUUCUAGCUAAUAUUCCUAAAGUUAAGACUCAAUUAAAUGAAUAAAAUACUAAAGCCUUAAUUGAAGCAAUCUAAGCUCUUGAAUCUAAAUACCCUGACUUAAAAAUUAACAGCACCCUUAAGUUCUUAAAUACUCAUCUUACUUUCUGUCAAACAAAGCUUAAAGCUAUCGAAAAUUCUAAAUUCUAUAAAAUAGUUCUUAACGAUUUCGAAUAUUACAAGAUUAAGGAAUCCCAAAGAUUAGAAAAAGAAGCCAAGCAAGCCGAGAAAACCAAUUGA